UCCGGCAUCUCCCCGUGGAGUAGCGUUCUGCUCGCGCUUGAUGCGGUAACCUGCUUAUUGUCUCCCGAGGCUACAGAAACGCUCGCGCCUCAUCCGGGAAACUCAGCCAAGUCAUCACGGUACGUCCAGCGGCUCUGGGAGCUUUUCAGCGUGGCUUUCAAUAACUUCCACGCGUUAACACAUGUCUGGUUAGAGCGGAGUGUGUCGUAACGUUAGCUUAAGGAGCAAAGGUCUCGGUUAAAGCUGAUAACGUUACUCUGGUGCCCCGACAUUCGCCAGUAGUUCUCGUGCCUUCUGUCUCGAGCCAUCAUGAAUUUCUUCCUGGAUACCCUCCGAGUCAUCCUACUAUCCAUCUGGUACAAUGUGGAAUCAUUCGUCCACCUCUUCGUGCCCAGAAGGAAGAAGAACAUAUCUGGGGAGGUGGUGCUGAUCACGGGGUCCGGUAGCGGGAUCGGCCGCCUCAUGGCCCAGGAGUUCGCGGCUCUCGGCACUGUGCUGGUGCUGUGGGACAUCAACCAGGACGGGAUGAAGGAGACGGCCAGGCUGGCCAAGCAGAGCGGAGCCAGCAGUGUCCACCACUACCUGUGUGACUGCAGCGACAAGAACGAGGUCUACAGAGUGGCUGACCAGGUGAAGCGAGAGGUGGGCGACAUCAGCAUUCUGGUGAACAACGCCGGCAUCGUGACUGGCAAGAAGUUCAUGGAUGCUCCUGAUUCCCUGAUUGAAAAGACAGUGGAGGUCAACACCAUGGCUCACUUCUGGACCUACAAGGCCUUCCUUCCCGCCAUGAUCGCCAACAAUCACGGCCAUCUUGUCAGCAUUUCCAGCUCCGCUGGACUCAUAGGAGUCAAUGGAUUGGCAGACUACUGUGCCAGUAAGUUUGCGGCAGUAGGUUUUGCAGAGUCUGUGGGUCUGGAGCUGCUGGCUACUGGGAAGGAUGGCAUCAAGACCACCAUCGUAUGCCCGUACUUCAUCAACACUGGAAUGUUCGACGGCUGUCUAACCAAGUGGCCGACACUGCUGCCAAUCCUCAAUCCAGAGUAUGUGGCCAAGAAGAUCAUCCAUGCUGUGCUCACAGACCAGGUCUUCCUUCUGCUGCCCAGGAGCAUGUACCUCAUCACUGCUCUCAAAAAUGCUGUGCAGUGGAAGCAGACCUACCUCCUCGGCUCUUACCUGGGAAUGUCAGUCCAAGUGGACGGCCACACUGACACCAGUCAGCACCACAAGUUGCACUAGUGCACGCUUUGCGUUUCUUCUCUUUCACAACUAAUACUGCAGCCGCCAUCGGGGCUGGAGUGGGAAACUUUGUUAUAGGGCAAGCCCACUUGACAUUCAAUCACUAGGGCUGACUAGUAGCACUUUAGUUAUUACUAGUUCGAUGUCAAAAUGUCAAAUGUAUUUGAUAUCUGUAUAACAAUUUGACAUAUCGCAAUAUAUUUUCCCAUUUAGAAAUUACAUUUUGACUAGUCAAAAGUGAUUUACAGAUAUCUUUUAGUUAUGAUUAAGAAUAAAGAUAUCUACACUUAAUUCCAAAGCAUUGUGACGUUUCAAAAUGUAAUUUGUAACCCAAAUCACCUUAAUAAUUCUACAAUGACUAUACGGAAAUUCCUUUUUUGACAUUUAAAUUUUGAUUAAUAUAUGCACAUAUUAUUUGUAAGAUUAUCAUUUCCACUUGUAUUUCUGAUAUAUGAAUUGUAAUUAUACGAGACACGAGUUAGCAUUCCAAGCUGGCAUUAAUUAUUUAAUUUUAAGAAUUGAGUUGUACAUAUCAUUAAUCCCCGCCUUGGCCCAAUGUCAGCUGGGAUCGGCUCCAGCGCCCCGCCACCCUAAAUGGGAUAAGUGGCUUGGAUAAUGGAAUUUCAUUCAUCCGAAUUGCAACUAAAAUAUCAUAAUGGAUAUGUCGUUUUGGAAUGUCAAAAUUGAAUUUUAGAAAUCUGUAAUUGAGUUGGUAAAAGUUGACUAGUUUUUAAUUGCUUAACGAUAUCUAUAAUCAACAUUUCAGAGAGAGAGAGAGAGAGAGACCAGUUAUCUUGCUUCACAAAAGCUUCUACAGGUGUGAGGAUGUUUUUCAUAUACAGUAUCAACUGAGUAAGCCAAAGGCUAAACUAAAAUGCUCCAAAUGAAUGCGCCGUGUUGGUCAACUGUCCCUGCAAAGGCAAAUAUUGAGUGAUGUGAAGUGUUUAAUAAAGAUUGUUUAUUUUUUCAUGAAUCUGAAUGCGUGUUUAUAAUCUAGUAGUCUGUAGCACUCCCAUCACUGAGGCUAGUUUGAAGUAGGGCUUGGCAAAAUGGCCCAAAUCUUCUUUUCACGAUGCACUUUAACAUGAUUUCACAAUAUAGCAUGUUUUUGGGUAAUAAAUCAAGAAAUAGACUAUCAAAUAUCCACAUGGUUGUGUAUACUCGGGUGUGAAUUAUAUAUUAUUAUGAAAAGUACAGAGUUUCUUUCUCUAUUAAGAACUUAUAAUGAUCAGAUUUUCUUAGAAACUUGAGUCUGUAUCUAUUUAGAUGCUGUUAUUGUCAUCACAAUAUCUCAAAACGUAUAAUUGUGAUUCAAUUCUAUUGAAAUACCAUAUAUUAUUAUUUUGAAUUAUCACCCAGUCCUAAUGUGAAUUGACUUCUGAAUGAGCGUCACCUUGUAAUGAUUCUAUAAUUGUAUACCUUAACAAGUUGAAUAAGGCAAACGGCUUACUCCGCCAUGCCACAGAUGUUCGUUAACGAUUACGUUGUGAUCCUACUUGGAUCUGUCAGGUUAGGAUAUUUAAAGAAAUCACACCCAUUUGUAUACAUCAACAGGCAAACCAGCUCUUUGAUGGCAGGUAUGUUUAAUCCACAAAUUAUAAAAACGAUGAUAAAACAUCCAAAACAAUAUCAAUUAUGUGUCAUCCAGCUAACUGAGGGUUGCGACGUCUCCCGGAGCUGCUGCCAAUGUGCUCCUGGCGAAGCAGCGGGAGGGCGGGAGUCUUUGUUUGUUCCACUUUGGAUUUCAUCCAAUAAACAAACAUUCAAAAUGUACAAGGACCCUGGAUGUGUCACACUGUCUCUUUGUCCCCACAUGGUGGACUGAGGACAGACUGGAUGCUACAGUGACUAUCGCCUCCCGAGGUACAAGUGGUACUACAGGAUGUGCAGGGGCCAGCUGGUUAGCAUGCUUAUAUCAGUAGAUCUCUCUGCAUCACAAUAUGGAGACGUCUUUGUAAUAAAGUCAACCCUGUAACCUCUUCACAUUCUGUUGAUCAUGCUAGAUCAUUUUUGCAUUGUUUUUAACUCAAAUUAUUGUUGCAUCUUACACAUUGCACCUUUUUUAAAAUGGCUAAAUGUCCAAUGGCAUCUGAUGUGGAUAAAGAUGCUGCAGUUAUUCUCAAAAGAAGGCUUGAAGAGAACUACAGUAGGCCUCAUUGCCUACUUCCCCUAGUCGUCAGUCAAUGCAAACAGCGAUCGUUUACCGGUUGUCUUGAUAAAUUCAGUAUAAUGCCCGCUUCCACAGAACUAAUCCCAUCACUACAGUAGUGUCCGACAUCCCACCUCGCCCUUAUAGGCUUUUUAAUGUGAAAUAAGCAUCCGGUGCUUUUGUUGAUGGUAGCUUAACAUCGAUCAGGAGUGCGGUAAAGAUACUGGCCUCCAUUAAGGGAUAAAUAAUCCAUAUUACUGAGCCUUUCUCCUGCAGUUUGACCUUCAGGAGACGUUGUGUUCAUAAAAACGGCAUUUCCCCAGUUCCAUCCAUCUGUGCUUUUACAGUGCAGAAAAUACAUCUGGCUGCUGACAUUGACUCACAUUCUCAAGCAUCAAUACAAACCAAUAGAUCCCACAUCCUGCUUUCAAAGCAGCCAUGAGCACCGUUAUGGCACAACUGUGCGUAGGCAGUUUGGAUAAGUCCUCAUUUAUCAAAGCGUGACCUGAGGCCAUCUCAGCUGGACCUUUUCUUUGACUUCAUCUGUGUGCAGUGAUUCACUGGGCGGUGUAAGGGCAGUGUGGUGGACCUUUUUCAAUUAACACUUUCAAAAGCCUUUCCCUUUAAUCUAUUAUUCUUUUCUAAAUGCCGUUUUUGUUUGUUUCCCUCAUUUUUAUUUUGUACACAUUUAGAGAUCAGGUUAAUUUAGUGUUACAAUCUUUUAUCACAAGUAGAGGGGAAGUAAACAGAAAGGAGACUAAUUGAACGCAACCUACCCAGAGCCUAUGACUCACAAAACUACACAACAAAAUAUGAAUAACAGACCAAUCUCGGCAUGUAUAGAGUAAAUGAAUAAAAACACAUAGGAAUCCUGGAUGCUUCUAGUGAAAGAUAGAGGCUGAGUGAGCAAACAGUUCGGCCCAGUGAGUGCAGAAUAUUAGAGUAUGUAAUGUGGAUGCUGGCAAUCAGUGAAAGCAUAUGGGUCUGGAAGCUUUCUCGUGUGUGUGUGUGAUGAGGAACAUGAGCUGGAGCCAGUGGCUGAGGCUCUGUAUGUAUGAAUUCCCAGAUCUGUACAUUAUUAUUACAUUAUUCAAUUCAAUCCAGUUUAUUUUGUAUUGCCUAGAAUCACAAAUUACAAAUUGGCUUCAGAACCCUUCAGGAGAGGAACAGAGGAAGAUCCCUCUCCCCGGAUGGACAGAUGAAUAGAUGUCAUGUGACCAGAUGAACAGUUACAACACAUUACGGUUAACAUUGCUAUGUUGACGGAACAGAAUGUCGUUCUUAGUCCAAGUUGACAUCGAAUGCCAUUGAGGGUAUA
This is a messenger RNA of Cyclopterus lumpus (lumpfish), 4703 nucleotides long. Its product is annotated as epidermal retinol dehydrogenase 2-like. NCBI's taxonomy places the organism in Eukaryota, Metazoa, Chordata, Actinopteri, Perciformes, Cyclopteridae. The record is from RefSeq and is a predicted model, not a curated record. Gene Ontology annotation, molecular function: oxidoreductase activity, acting on the CH-OH group of donors, NAD or NADP as acceptor. The transcript is spliced from 7 exons. The coding region runs from base 310 to 1236 and encodes 308 amino acids. Gene Ontology annotation, cellular component: lipid droplet.